AUGUCCUGCCAGCAGAGCCAGCAGCAGUGCCAGCCCCCUCCCAAGUGCCCUCCCAAGUGCCAGACCCCCAAGUGCCCCCCAAAGUGUCCUCCUAAGUGCCCUCCCGUGUCUUCCUGCUCUGGCUCCAGCUCCGGGGGCGGCGGCUGCUGCCUGAGCCGCCACACGCCCGGCAGCUCUCUGCCACCGCGACCCCCGAGCUCCGGCUGCUGCAGCCGGGGCCGCGGCGGGUGCACCUGUGGCAGUGUCUGCACCUGUGACAGUGACUGCCCCUGCUGCGGAGGCAGUGGACGGCAGUCUGGGGGCUCCGGUGGCUGCUGA
Messenger RNA from Jaculus jaculus (lesser Egyptian jerboa), 318 nucleotides. Its product is annotated as late cornified envelope protein 5A-like. Gene Ontology annotation, biological process: epidermis development. The transcript has a single exon. Lineage: Eukaryota; Metazoa; Chordata; Mammalia; Rodentia; Dipodidae. The coding region runs from base 1 to 318 and encodes 105 amino acids. The record is from RefSeq and is a predicted model, not a curated record.